AUGGCAUGUACGAAAAUAUUUUCGGGAGAUUUUCCUGAAAUAAUAAGUGAUAUUAUACAAUAUUUUCAGUAUGAUUCUUCAACAUUAUAUUCAUGUAUUCUAGUAAAUAGAUUAUGGUGUCGUUCGGCAAUUCCAUUAUUAUGGGAAAAUCCAUUUUUACUGCAAUACCCUAAAAAUUAUCGUUAUAUUGAAGUCUACUUAUAUAAUUUAAAUGAUGAUUAUAAAACACAAUUAAAUGAAUAUGGAAUUAAUAAUGAUUUAUUUCCUUCGAAUACAUUAUUUAAUUAUCCUAGUUUUAUUCAACAUUUAGAUACCCGUAGAAUUGGUGAUUCUAUUGAAAAGUGGGUUGCAGCUGUUACAGUUAAAGAGCAAUCUAUUGUAUCAGAAAUUGUUGAUCAUGAAUCUUUAAGAUAUACAAAAAUGAUUUAUAAGUCAUUAUUUCGAUUAUUUAUUGAAAACGAAGCAAAUAUACAUACUUUUAAAUUUACAAUGCUUGUUGAUAAUGAUUUAGAAUAUUUUAAAGAAAUUUUUGAAUUAAUUUUACAAAAUCAAAAUCUACUUCGUAAUAUUAAAAAUUUAACACUUUGUUUUGAACCAAUAACCGAAAAUAUAACAAAAUUUAUGAAAUAUCUUUACUCUAAUUGCAAUUCUGUUUUAUCACUUUAUUUCCUCUUUCCAUCAUCUUGUAAUUCAACUACUGAAAGACAUUUUUCCCGUAUGAUUGAUUCACAAAAAAAUCUCAAAAAAGUUUACUUUAGUUAUAAUUGUAACUUUUCUUUAUAUCAUUCAUUAUUAUCAUUAAAGAAUCCAAAUUGUAUGAAUACUUUGAGAACAAUUAUAUUUUAUUAUAUUAAUUUCAAGAAUAUAGUUGUUUUGAAUGAAGUAUUUGAACAAUUAAACUGUUUGGAAUCUAUUCAUAUUCUUUAUUGUUUCUCUUUAGAUUCAAAUUUUACUCAACAAAUUAUUAGUAUGACUAAACCAUUCAAAUUAAAGUCUUUAAUUAUGGAUGAAGUAUUAAUUGAACCAUUACAAUUAUUAUUACAAAAAUCUGGUGAAUAUUUAGAAAACUUUGGACUUGAACAUGAUGAAUUUAUACAACAAGUAUCAGAAUUAAUAAUAAAAUAUUGUAAAAAUAUUAAUUUCUUGCAAUUAGAUGAUCUUAAUGACGAUAUUAAUAUGACACUUCAUUUAAUCGAAAAUAUUAAUCAUCAUCUUAAUUACCUCACCAUUGAAAGUUAUGAACUUAGUUCAAUUAUAUUACAAAAUUUAGGACAAGUUCUUCCUCCUAAAUUAGAAUAUUUGAAUUUGAUUCUUACAAUUAAUAAAAGAGAUUUUGAAAUAUUUAUAAAAAAUUUUCAAAAUACUUAUACCAAGAAGUUAUUAAUCAGCAAUGUUAGAGAUGAAACACGAGAAAAAGAAGAAGAAAAGAAUAUUUUACCUUAUAUAAAGGAAUAUAUUAUGAAAAAGAAAAGAGCCGAGUAUUUUGCUUUUCAAGAAUGUUUUACUCAAAGUUUUAACCAUGAUGACUUGUUUUCUAUGGAAGAUGAAGUAAAAGAAUUUAAAUUAUAUAAUAUUAUAGUUCAAAAUUAUAAUGAUUUAAAUAUUGUAAUUCAUGAAUUUAUAAAUGAAAUGUACUAG
Molecule: messenger RNA, 1638 nt
Organism: Rhizophagus irregularis DAOM 181602=DAOM 197198
Lineage: Eukaryota; Fungi; Glomeromycota; Glomeromycetes; Glomerales; Glomeraceae
Source: RefSeq, a predicted model, not a curated record